This is a messenger RNA of Juglans microcarpa x Juglans regia, 3102 nucleotides long. Its product is annotated as calcineurin B-like protein 3. The transcript is spliced from 9 exons. The record is from RefSeq and is a predicted model, not a curated record. Lineage: Eukaryota; Viridiplantae; Streptophyta; Magnoliopsida; Fagales; Juglandaceae. Gene Ontology annotation, molecular function: calcium ion binding; kinase binding. Bases 2199 to 2879 code for a protein of 226 amino acids. Gene Ontology annotation, biological process: calcium-mediated signaling.
CCUGCGCUUCCUUAUCUGCGAUUUUGUUAUUAUUCAUUGAAUUUCUUUGUUUGUGAAAUUAUUUGAAUAAAAAAGUCAAAGUAUUUUUGGUAGAUUCUGUUUGAUCUGUUAUGGGGUCUCAUUUUCGCCGGGUUUUUGUGGCAAUUUGGGUUUUCACUGGUGGCAUUGGAGCUCCUGGACCGGAAAGUUUUCGUUUUAUGUAAUGUUUCUGUUUGUUGUGUAGCCGUAAUUGACCACGAAUUUGAUGGAUUAUGGCUAGUUUACCUCUUAUAUCUGUUUAUUAUGGACCAAUUAAAUCAGAAGGUUGAGGCAAAUUUUGUUGGUUUGCGUUUCUGUAUUUAAUGGCUUUCUGUGGCGUUUGUUUGUUCAUUUAGUUUACGUAAUGGUAUCUAAGGAUUUGGGGGUAAUCAUGCAAAUGAAUCCCCAAAAGAUGCACCUGUUUUUCAAUCUUUUGGAUUCUAAUUUUUCUUUUUUCCCAAAAAUAAAAAAACAGAACUUGGCAUGGACAUUCACAGUGAGCUGCUGAGUGCUGAUGUUGUUAGUAAUUGUUGUUGUUGAAAGCAUGGGUUGGCCUGCUGCUGCUUACAUUUUUUUUAUCGGUAAACCUAAUUUUAUUGAUCAUAAGAAUAGGCAAAAUCCCAAGUAUAUGGGACAUAUACAAGACCAUCACCUAUGCAUGCUAGUUUAGUGUUACAAGAAAUUCAUGAAAGUUCAUUCCAUUAAAACCAGUUACAACUGACCAAUGGAAUAAAGUAUUGAAAAAUAAAUUUCUAAGCUCAUCCAUUGAUUGUUCUUGAUCUUCAAUUACAAGGGGUUUGGCUGCAUAUAAGUUUUAGUUUCAUGCCUGAUGCCCCAGUGUGUUGUUACAAGGGAUUUGGCUGCGAAUGGCUGUAAGCCUGUAAUUGUCAUUUUGUUGCAACACAACCGUUCUUCUGAGUGAGCACAAGUGUGUAUAGGUCGGCCAACUGUUUGUAUGCAUUUCUUAUAGCAUAUACUUUGUGAGUUGCUGAGAAGACAGAAUGAGAAAAGGAAUAUUCAAUAGUUGUAGCAUUCAGGCCACGAAUGAAGUAAGAUGCUACUGUUGUACAUUAAUGCUUUGUUUGUUGCCAACAGGACAGGGUAAAAGGAAAAAGAGUUUAAGUUCUUACUGAAGUCCAUUGAAUGAAGGAUGUAACUGAUGUUUAUUUUCCUUUAUUAAUUUACGUGCAGACGAAAGGGUCAGAUUGUUUUUAUUUGUCAAACCAUGUUGAUUCAUUGUACUCAUUAGCAGUUUCACCAUGCAUAUAGUCUUAGUAUUAUCAAUCGUACUUGGCAUUUGUCGUAUCAAUUAUGUGCUUGCUUCGUUGUUGAGGAGAUAGAGGAAAAGUAAAAAAGACAUAUAGACAGGUUGAUGUUUUCUUUUUUCUCAUUCAUGUUACAAAACAAGCAGAGAUUUGGAUUCCUUUGGCAAAUGUCAGAAUGGGAUACUGAAUCUAUCAAUCUAUUGUUUGCACUUAGCAGCUUCUCUAUUGGUGUUUGUCACAUUGCAUUUAUAAUUUGUUGUCACCAAGAUGGAGAAAAAACACAGAUUUUUUGGAUUCUUAUCAUUAUAAUGAGUGUUUAAAUAAUUGUUUAGAGGCCUUUAUUGUAUUUACCUCUGCUUUUUUCUCCCUACAAGAAGACAGAAGUAAAGAAAAAAAGGUUUUGAAUUUGUAUAAAAAUCCAGGUUUUAAAUAAACUUUAAGGUUCCGUUAUUUUUCUCUCUCUCCUCACACUCACACAUUAAGGAUUGAAUCCUCAGAUCUCAUGUAGAUUCAUGCCCAAGAUCAAGAUUGUUAGUUCCAACUAAACAAAAUGAAAGUUUAUCAGAAAACUGAACAAUAUGGUAGACGUUCCAAAAAUCUGCUAAAUGAAAUUAUAUUUUUAAUAAUGCUAAUCUGUUAUCUGAAAGGAUGUCAUUUGAUUUGGGCAUUUGGACAUAGAAUAGUGAAGAUUAUUUUUGUGUUAUAGAAUCUAACAUCAUUCUUUUUUCUUUUUUCUUUUUGUUGUCUUUCUUUUGUCCCAUGUGCUCUUUGAUAGCUUGCUUGAUUUUCAGUUUAAUGUCACUUUUAUGCUUUAUUAUCACUUUCAUCGAACCUGGUUGACUGGUUAAACACAAAUACAUCGUAAAUCAACUUUGUUUUUCCAGGUAUGGAGCAUUUUGAGGUCCAGAAAAGAUCAUGGUGCAGUGCGUAGAUGGAUUAAAGCAUUUCUGUGUUGCUGUCAUAAAUUGUUGUGAUACUGAUUCAUAUAACCAACCCAACGGUUUUCAAGAUCCUGAAGCUCUUGCAAGAGAGACAGCGUUUAGUGUAAGUGAGAUAGAAGCGCUUUAUGAACUGUUUAAGAAGAUCAGUAGUGCCGUAAUUGACGACGGUCUAAUCAAUAAGGAAGAAUUUCAACUAGCAUUGUUCAAGACAAAGAAAAAGGAGAGCUUAUAUGCUGACCGGGUAUUUGACUUGUUUGAUACAAAGCACAAGGGGAUACUAGACUUUGAAGAGUUUGCACGCGCUCUCUCCGUCUUUCACCCCAAUGCACCAAUUGAGGAUAAGAUUGAGUUUUCAUUCCGAUUAUAUGACCUCAGACAGCAAGGGUUCAUUGAGAGACAAGAGGUGAAGCAAAUGGUAGUGGCCACACUUGCUGAAUCCGGUAUGAAUAUUUCAGAUGAUGUUAUAGAAAUUAUCAUUGAUAAGACCUUCGAGGAAGCUGAUACUAAACAUGAUGGAAAGAUAGAUAAGGAAGAGUGGCGACGCCUUGUUGUGCGACAUCCUUCCCUUUUGAAGAAUAUGACUCUUCAAUAUCUCAAAGACAUCACCACGACGUUCCCAAGUUUUAUUUUUCAUUCACAAGUUGAUGAUACCUAAAUUUCAAGCCUACAUGGAGUUGAUAGUCUUCUGGAAGAGCUUGUUUUAUUUUGAUAGUCUUCUGGAAGAGCUUGUUUUAUUUUACUGUCAAUGUCAAUGUGGCUAUCUUUGCACAGGUUCAUAAUCAAAGGGAUGUUGAUCAUUUAUUAAUGUUCUCAAUGAAAAGAAGUUUGUCUCCCUUUUCAAAUAUAACCUUUUGGCUUGAAUAAAUGGGUUUCAGUCA